Molecule: messenger RNA, 1108 nt
Organism: Magnolia sinica
Lineage: Eukaryota; Viridiplantae; Streptophyta; Magnoliopsida; Magnoliales; Magnoliaceae
Product: dirigent protein 22-like
Exons: 1
Coding region: 131-712 (193 amino acids)
Source: RefSeq, a predicted model, not a curated record
UGCAUGUGUGAUCAAGAAUAAAUGUAGGUGUGAGGAAAGCUCAAGAGCUCCCAUUCUCAAUACUAUAAAUACCUGUAUUGCAACCAUAUCACCCAGCCAUCUUAAAUCACUAGUGCAGCUCUUCAUCACCAUGGCCAUAAUUCCUCCCAAGUCCCCUUCUGCACCCAUCAUUCUCUUCCUCUUCUUCUUCGUCGUCGCCGCCGCCGCGAAAUCUGACCGAUCAUCACCGUCCAUCCUGCGACCCGCGACUGGAUUCGGUAAGGAGAAAAUCUCCCACAUAAACUUUUACUGGCAUGACACACUAAGUGGUCCCAAUCCAACUACAGUCCUAGUUGCCAGUGGUUCAUCGGCCAACAAAUCGAGAACCGGGUUCAGUACAGUAUUUGUGAUCGACGAUCCGUUAACGGUGGGCCCUGAUCCGACGUCGAAGCUAGUGGGCAGAGCUCAGGGCAUGUACGCUUGCGCAUCACAGGAGCAGAUUGGAUUGAUCAUGGCGAUGAACUUUGCAUUCUUGGAUGGGAAGUACAAUGGGAGUACAGUUACAGUGCUCGGGAGGAACACUGUACUAUCGAAGGUAAGGGAAAUGCCAGUGGUGGGAGGGAGUGGGCUGUUUAGGUUCGCCAGGGGCUACGCCCAGGCUCAGACUUACAAGUUCAACCUUACAAGUGGAGAUGCUAUUGUGAAAUAUAAUGUUUUUGUCAUGCAUUAUUGAGGCUGAAGAGCUAGGCUGAAGUGGGCCAUUCAUUGGCACGUGCGAAAGUGGUGCAUCGUUUCACCUAUCAAGUGGGACCCACCGUGGACGGCCCCCCUCAUCUCGGUUGAAUCAUCAAGGUGGCCCCAGCUGUAUGAGAAAAAUGGGUGAAGGGACAGAUGUGAUCAAUUAUCUAUAUUGAUACAAUGGCCCACCUGAUGAGUGGAUUAGAUUAAUUUCAUGGUCAGGGCGUGUAGUGGUUGUCCCCACCAGGCGAGCGGCCCAAAUCUCACACGUGCGGCAUGAAUUGCCUCUUCAGCACGUAGCUCUUUAGUUAUUUGCAGUAACCAAAGCAAUGAUGCUAAUGUAUUUUGUAAUAAAUUCAUAUAUAUAUUAACGUGACACAGACGUUAUUUA